Molecule: messenger RNA, 1123 nt
Organism: Salvia splendens (bonfire salvia)
Lineage: Eukaryota; Viridiplantae; Streptophyta; Magnoliopsida; Lamiales; Lamiaceae
Product: protein DETOXIFICATION 39
Exons: 4
Coding region: 764-1003 (79 amino acids)
Source: RefSeq, a predicted model, not a curated record
GCCGCCGCCACCUCUCCCGAUUCCAUCCAUGAAUUCUCCUCCUCCGCGACCGCCGCCAUCAAUUUCUCCGGCAAUAGAUGGAUCACCUCUUGACAAUUCUCAUCGUGAGGCCAUGGAUGGGACGCCUGCUUCAGUUGAGCAUGCAGAUUUAUACAGCUUUGGAAUGAAAGAAUUGAUGAAGGAAGGAAAUAAGCAGGUAGGAUUGGCUAUACCUCUGAAAAUACUAAACAUGCUUCUCCACUUUGUACAAGUAAUUUCUUUGAUGUUUGUUGGUCACCUCCGGUGAGUUGCAACUCUCCUCCGCUUCCAUGGCCACUUCUUUCGCUGCAGUCACCGGCUUCAGCGUCUUGCUAGGAAUGGUGAGCGCUUUAGAAACUCUUUGUGGCCAAGCCUAUGGCGCCAAGCAGUACCAAAUGCUCUGUGUUUGGUUGUUCUUCUAUCCGGUCUUCUCCCAAACCCGACGUUAAGAGACAUCAGUAUUGUCGAUAAGCCUGAAUACCUGCUGGAUGGUGUAUAUGAUAUCUGUUGGUCUUGGAGGUGCAGUGAGCACAAGAGUGGCGAAGGAACUGGGAGCUGGCAAUGCAGCAUACGCUGCGUCUUGCUGUGAUUGCAGCAGCAUCGACUGCAGCCUCAGAAGGAGCGGUCAUAGCAGCAGUAACAGUAUUAGUCCGAAAUGUGUGGGGAAAGCUGUACAGCAAAGAAAAGGAAGUGAUCGUAUACAUGGCGAGAAUCUUGCCUCUACUGGCAGUAUCAAACUUUUUGGAUGGUUUCCAGUGUGCUAUCAGGAGCUGCUAGAGGGUGUGGACGGCAAACUCUGUGUGCAGUCGUCAAUCUCGGGGCUUACUAUGUCGUAGCCAUUCCUUGUGCUGCGCUGCUCUGCUUGCCUUCGUCAUUCACCUCGGGGGCAUGGGGCUUUGAAUUGGGAUCAUAUGCGGACUUUCUGUUCAAGCUCUCGCGGACUAAUUGGAAUGAUGAGGUGUUGAAGGCUGCCAAAUUGAGUUGAAGAAACUUGGGAAUGGCUUCACAGGGCACGUUUGGUAGAUAAGAUUAUCCUAGAUUAUUUUGCUGAUUAACAUCGUUGCCAUUAUUUAAAAUAAUACUACUCCAUAUUUAUCUCGUUCAA